This is a messenger RNA of Myodes glareolus (Bank vole), 2056 nucleotides long. The record is from RefSeq and is a predicted model, not a curated record. Lineage: Eukaryota; Metazoa; Chordata; Mammalia; Rodentia; Cricetidae.
GAUCUCAGCUGGGCACAGCAGGGAAGCGCUGUGAGACUGGGAGGGAAACUUGGAGCCAGAACUGCUGAAGGAAAGCUGAGAUGGAGCUGAUCCCCAACCUUUCCAUAGAAACCUGGGUGCUGCUGGCUACCAGUCUGGUGCUCAUCUACAUAUAUGGGACCUAUUCUCAUGGGGUUUUUAAGAAGCUUGGCAUUCCUGGACCCAAACCUCUGCCUUUUCUGGGCACCGUUUUGGGCUACCGAAAUGGUUUGUGGAAAUUUGAUAUAGACUGCUAUAAAAAGUAUGGGAAAAUAUGGGGGUUUUAUGAUGGCCGACAGCCUGUGCUGGCUAUCACGGAUCCAGAAAUCAUCAAAAUAGUGCUGGUGAAAGAAUGCUACUUCGUCUUCACAAACCGUCGGACUUUUGGUCCAGCGGGACUUAUGAAAAAGGCCAUCACCAUAUCUGAAGAUGAAGAAUGGAAGAGACUUCGAACACUGCUGUCUCCAACUUUCACCAGUGGAAAACUCAAGGAGAUGUUCCCCAUCAUUGGACAGUAUGGAGAUACGUUGGUGAAAAACUUGAGACGAGAAGAAGAGAAAGGGAAGCCCAUCACCAUGAAAGACAUCCUUGGAGCUUAUAGCAUGGAUGUGAUCACUGGCACAUCAUUUGGAGUGAACGUCGAUUCCCUCAACAACCCACAAGAUCCCUUUGUGCAGAAAGCCAAGAAGGUCUUUAAAAGUUUAGAUUUCCUUAACCCAUUAUUUCUCACUAUAUUUAUGUUUCCAUUCCUUACUCCACUAUAUGAGAUGCUAAGUAUCUCUAUUUUUCCAAACCGGCUAAUGGACUUUUUCUACGAAUUUGUAAAAAAGAUGAAGCAAAACCACCUUGAUUCAAAUCAGAAGACCCGAGCGGAUUUUCUUCACCUGAUGAUAAACACUCAGAACUCCAAAGGCAAAGAGUCCCAGAAAGCCCUGUCUGAUAUGGAGAUCACAGCCCAAUCAGUUGUUUUCAUUUUUGCUGGCUAUGAAGCCACCAGCACAUCCAUUUCCUUCAUUAUGUAUACACUGGCCACUCAUCCUGAUGUGCAGAAGAAACUUCAGGAUGAGAUUGACAGAGUUCUGCCCAAUAAGGCACCUGUCACCUAUGAUGCCCUUAUGGACAUGGAAUACCUGGACAUGGUAGUGAAUGAAACUCUCAGAUUGUACCCGGCUGCUAACAGGCUAGACAGGAUCUCUAAGAAGGAUGUGGAAAUCAAUGGAGUGUUCAUUCCCAAAGGGACUGUAGUUAUGGUACCAACCUAUCCUCUUCAUCGGGAUCCUGAGUACUGGCCAGAGCCUGAGGAGUUCCGCCCUGAAAGGUUCAGCAAGGAGAACAAGGGCAGCAUUGAUCCUUAUGCAUACAUGCCCUUUGGGAACGGACCCAGGAACUGCCUUGGCAUGAGGUUUGCUCUCAUCAGCAUGAAACUGGCUGUCGUCAGUGUCCUGCAGAACUUCACCCUUCAGCCUUGUGAAGAAACACAGAUACCCCUGAAAUUAAGCAAGAAAACACUUUUUCAACCAGAAAAACCCAUCAUCCUGAAAGUUGUGUCAAGAUAAGAAUCACAAAUGGAGCAUGAAUUUCCCUCAAGAUUUCUGCUGUUCUUCAAGGGGGCUGUGCCACCCAACAUCAGAGAAUCUAAUUUGCCUGUGAAUGAAUCAGCUUAAUUUCCUUGAUGAUUAGGUGUUCAGAAGUUCAUUGAAUAUGCUCAGUGUUUGUGCUGAGUAUCAUAUAUUGUGUGACUUAAAGGAAAUGAUUAAGUCAAUGAGAGAUACGGAGAUUUUUCUCCGAUUCUAAGGGGACCAUCCCCUCUGAACUCCAGUUUGCUAUCUACAUUCUGAGUGUAAUAAGCAUUUCUCUAUAAUCUUACCAAUCAUUUUUAAUGAAAUGGGAAGUACUGUGGUGAUUCUUGAAAUAAAUCUGUUUCAAAUGUUCAUAAUAUUUUAUAUUACAAAUAGAAAUCAUCUUUCCAAAAAUAUGUGAUGUCUUCCUGUGCAUCAAUGGGGCAAUAAAACAGAGUUCAUAAAACUGAGAAACAGCA